CAAAAGGCAGCGUAUGAACAACGGAGCUGUUGGAGGAGCAGACUAAAGCCGGCUAGUAAGAAGAGAAGCCAGAAGAACCAUCAAACAUGGCUUUCAACACGCUAACCUCAAGAGCUGUGCUCCUCUAUGAUGAGUGGAUCAAGGAAGCAGAUCCACGGACAGGGAAUUGGCUCCUGAUGGCGUCCCCAAUCCCCCAAACCGUCAUCAUCGCUGCCUAUGUCUACUUUGUGACAUCACUGGGCCCUCGACUAAUGGAAAACCGCAAGCCCUUUAACCUCAAGCAACCAAUGAUCAUCUAUAACGUCUCCAUUGUAGUGUUUUCCCUUUACAUGAUAUAUGAGUUUCUCAUGUCUGGCUGGGCGAAUGGAUACACCUAUGGGUGUGACCUUGUGGAUUAUUCUAGCUCUCCUCAGGCUCUUCGGAUGGCAUGGACAUGCUGGCUGUACUAUUUCUCCAAAUUCAUUGAGAUGCUGGACACUGUUUUCUUUGUCCUGAGGAAAAAAAACAGCCAAGUAACUUUCCUACAUGUCUAUCAUCACUCAAUCAUGCCAUUCACAUGGUGGUUUGGAGUUCGAUUUGCCCCAGGUGGUCUGGGAACUUUCCAUGCCCUUUUGAACUGCAUUGUCCAUGUCAUAAUGUACACCUACUAUGCUCUCUCUGCUCUGGGACCUGUUUACCAGAAGUACCUCUGGUGGAAAAAGUAUAUGACCACCAUCCAGCUGAUCCAGUUUGUGAUGGUGACCACCCACAUUGGCCAGUUCUUCUUCAUGCAGGACUGUCCGUACCAGUUCCCUGUGUUCCUCUACGUUAUUGGUCUGUAUGGACUGAUCUUCUUGGUCCUGUUUUUCAACUUCUACUAUCAUGCCUAUACCAAAGGCAAGAGGCUUCCAAAAGUAAUCCAGAAUGGAACCAGCCACCAGAAUGGAACCAGCCACCAGAAUGGAACCAGCCACCAGAAUGGAACCAGCCACCAGAAUGGAACCUACCUACACGAGAAGUCGGAGUAAUUCUACCCUUGGCCACCUAAAAGUGAACUAACUUAUAAGUGGAAAUAUUCCUUUUUUAUUUCAGAGUAUGUUUAAGGUUCCACUCCCCUGUUUUAUGUUAAAACUUUAGUGGAAUACCACUGUAUCACUGGAUUUAAUAUUUCUGAACUCACACUGGUGUUUCACUAGAGAUGCUAUCCUCAUUUUUUGUCUUUCACUCAAGGCUUUGAAAUGAGUAUGGGUUGGGAUACAGUGUUUCAUUUUGUUUUUGUUAAAAUAUCCCUACUUGUAAAUAUUUGAAUUUUCUGCUUUGGAAUAUGAUUGAUCUGCUGGCCAAAUCUGAAAUGAGGUUAUGAGAGCAUAUUGAAGGUGACUAAAGUUGGUUGCUGAAUGGGUUGUUGACGGUCAUGUUUUGGUUUUAACUAAAUGAGCCUGAGGCCCUUUUUAUUCUUUAACUCUGAAUGAUAACCUGGUUGUGCUUGAACCUGAAGGUUUACCAAAUGCCACCGAAGUGACCUCUUCUGAAGUUAUACAUGUAGGUGCAGUCAAAAUGCUCUGUGACUAUUUAUUCAAUGUUUAUUUAAUGUGUACCAUUUCUUAGUCAUUUUUUUUUUUCUUUUUUUUAAUGUGUAUAUAUUAUGUUUCUGAUUGGCUUUUAUGUACUGAUAUGUGUAAAGUUAUAGCAAGACUUGAUUGAUGCACCAUGAUUUUGCCUUUUUUUGUUUUUGUCAUUUUAAACCUUCUAAUUUGUUAAGAAGUGUUUUGAUAGUGAAACAAAAUAAAUGAUUU
This is a messenger RNA of Xyrauchen texanus (razorback sucker), 1775 nucleotides long. RefSeq names its product elongation of very long chain fatty acids protein 7-like. The transcript is spliced from 8 exons. Gene Ontology annotation, molecular function: fatty acid elongase activity. NCBI's taxonomy places the organism in Eukaryota, Metazoa, Chordata, Actinopteri, Cypriniformes, Catostomidae. Bases 87 to 1007 code for a protein of 306 amino acids. The record is from RefSeq and is a predicted model, not a curated record. Gene Ontology annotation, cellular component: endoplasmic reticulum; endoplasmic reticulum membrane. Gene Ontology annotation, biological process: fatty acid elongation, monounsaturated fatty acid; sphingolipid biosynthetic process; fatty acid elongation, polyunsaturated fatty acid.